AUGGGCGCGCUCGAUGCAUCGUUAGGAGCUAUCCUAAUCGGUACAUGGAUAGACUGCAUGUUAUACAUGUUGGAGCUCACCCAGAUUUACACUUUCUUCACGAGGUACCCCAAGGACCAUCCUCUGUUGAAAGCAACGAUCUGGGUGCUCCUCUUGGUUGACACCGUCGGUUCAGCUGCGGGCAACGGGACUGCAUACCUGUAUACAAUCACGUACUGGGGCGACGCAGAGGCCAUCACGAAGCAGUACUGGACGUUCCCCACGUACUGCACGGCUACAGCCUGCUCAGCCGCCAUCGUCCAGUCAUUCCUUAUUUUCAGAUUCUGGAAUCUGUCGAAAACUCAUUUGCUUGCUGUUGUACUGGUCUGCAUGAGCCUGUCCGCAUUGGUUGGGGGUGUUUGGACUGCAGUCGCUGUGUCCAUAUUCUCGGACCUUGCGCAACGUCCCCGUAUCGUAACUCCGGUAACAUUAUGGUUCGCGGCAACGGCAGCAACUGACAUAUCCAUUACAUUAUGCCUUGUUUGGCAAUUGAGGCGCGUGAAAAACAAGACGGUAUUCAAAGCAACACAAUCAAUGCUCUCAAGGCUCACCGGCAUGGCCAUCCAAACGGGAUCGGUGACGAGUGUCUUCGCGAUCGUCAUUCUGGGUUUUUUCUUGAAGAAUCCUUCGGGCAGUAUUGCUGUUGGUGUCAAUGAAUGCUUUGGACGCGUCUACACGCUCACUAUGCUGUACAACCUGAACAAUCGUCGCUCCAUCCGCAACGGUGUCUCCAGUAAAUCGGGCACUAGCGGCCCGGAUCUUGAGGCUGGCAACUCCGCCGCGAUCGAUUUAUCUCAAAUUCGCGUCGAGCAUCAAACGCACACCGUUCAGGAUUACUCUCUUCCGGUCAAGACACGAGAUUAUGCUACAGAGCGGACUCAAAGCGACGACGGGAGCUUGACGGACACCAAAGGUCCGACAGCUCUCUGAACCUGCGCGUGACGUACAGGCCACUGUCUAUAGUCAUUAUCUUAUUCACCAGGACACAUCGGCUGUCUGUGUGCAUAGAUGUUUGCAUAUGUACCGCAAGUUUGAUCCUUAGUACUCCGUCAUGUAGUGGGUGUCUACCGGCUUGCAGCGCGCGGCGUGGUUUAUUCAAGUACAUACAUUAUACAUCAAUU
Messenger RNA from Punctularia strigosozonata HHB-11173 SS5, 1160 nucleotides. RefSeq lists its product as uncharacterized. The record is from RefSeq and is a predicted model, not a curated record. The coding region runs from base 1 to 969 and encodes 322 amino acids. Lineage: Eukaryota; Fungi; Basidiomycota; Agaricomycetes; Corticiales; Punctulariaceae. The transcript has 13 exons.